Molecule: messenger RNA, 1188 nt
Organism: Ceratina calcarata
Lineage: Eukaryota; Metazoa; Arthropoda; Insecta; Hymenoptera; Apidae
Exons: 6
Coding region: 103-1164 (353 amino acids)
Biological process (GO): signal transduction
Molecular function (GO): protein binding
Source: RefSeq, a predicted model, not a curated record
CAUUUUAUUUUUCCUUUAACCUAAGGAGCCGUCAACUAUAAUUUUCUAUAAUAUGAAUUAGGAAUAAUAUAAAUCCUUUUAAAGAAGUAAUGAGGAAACAAUAUGUUUGCAAACAGAAAUGUUGACCCUGAACUGGAGAAGUUGAGGAAAGAAGUUGAUGGCCCACCGAAUUUGGACACUGUGGCAUUGAACAUCCAAAGAACCACAGCAAAUAUUCAUGCUUCUUACCUGUUUGAGCAUGUUGGGAAAGCUGCAUUGCGAAAGUUAUGCUUAUUACUAAGUUCUACGCCAACAGGAAAAACAUACAACGGAUGGCAAGAGUUUGCUGCACAUAUGGGCUUAACAAUGGAACAAAUACGCUAUAUAGAUGAGCACCAUCUCAAAGGCUUGCAAGAUCCGACUUACUACGUUUUAUUAGCUUAUGUACAAUACGGACAUGCAACUAUCGAUAAGAUCAUAAGUGUCUUAAUGAGGAUACAUCGUUACGAUAUAAUUAAUCAAAUAAAGGAUAACAUAUAUGAAUUGGUUCAGGAAGUCACACAGAAUAUUGAAGCAGAAUCGGCUGUAAUAAAACCAGAAAGCAUCCCAAGAGCUCCACUAAUAUUAACGCCAAUUAAUUUCAUACAAAAACCACAAGACACAGAUGGUCCCAAUCAUGUUACACAAAAUAAUUCGCAGAAGACUAAACAAUUGUGUGGCUGCGUAGUAAUGUUAACGUUCGCUGAUGAUGGUUUAGAAACGGCACAACAUGUGACAAAGAUAUUCAGGUCUAAGCAGCCUAGAAUCGGAGUUCUCAUACUUCAGGAACAGGAAAAUUAUGUGUAUAGUAGAGCUGAAGAGUUUAUACACGAUUGUUUCAAACAGGUGCAUUUCGUCAUACCUAUAUUAACUAAAGGAUAUAUAGAAAGGAUAUACAACCCGAAGAUGUACAUAGAGGAUCAAAAUAAGUUAGAUUUGAAAUACAUCAAAUACAUCUACUCUUUGUUUACUAAUGAAUAUGUGAAAAAUCAAUGCAUUAAUGAUCGUGUAAGAUGCAUUGUUCCUGAUAAUGAUGUUUAUACCAUAGUAAAAGCAGGUUUGCACCCAACGUUACAAGCAUGGUUCAGGGAAAGUGAUAUUGAUGCAUUCAUUGACAAUAUUCUUUUACGAAAAUAUUCUAAAUAAACCUGUACGACAGAUAACUGAGAA